Messenger RNA from Ictalurus furcatus (blue catfish), 2086 nucleotides. RefSeq names its product gap junction protein, alpha 12.1 (gene gja12.1). Gene Ontology annotation, biological process: cell communication. Gene Ontology annotation, cellular component: connexin complex. NCBI's taxonomy places the organism in Eukaryota, Metazoa, Chordata, Actinopteri, Siluriformes, Ictaluridae. The transcript is spliced from 2 exons. The record is from RefSeq and is a predicted model, not a curated record. The coding region runs from base 535 to 1233 and encodes 232 amino acids.
UAAUAGCUGGAUAUUUCAUAAAACAUUGAGUUUUUGCUUGUAUGUAACCCAUGUGAGUAUUUACUUAAAUAUAAACAUUAUAGUUGUGUAACACUCCCAGCAAAUGUGGGGAAAUUAUGGUAAUGAAAUAGUCAGCAUUUGAAAGAUUACUUGACUAUUUUACUUUGUAAAAGUGGUACAAUGCUUUUUUUGUCCUCUAUGUGAUUCGGUGAUAGCUUCUCUCCUAAUCUUUGAAAAAAAUAAUCAUAUUAUUUAAUUAUAAUAAUCAUCUAUUUGAAUUCAAUUUUUAAUCAUACAAUUUUCCUAAGUGUUACGAUUUAUUUCCGUAAAUGUAUAGCUUACAUUUUUUAAAGGAUUAUGUACUAUUUGAAGUAAAUUUUUACACUGUCGUCAUUUUUUUUUGUGCUUAUUUCAGCAACAAUGUUUGUACGUGCUCUCUUUUGCCAGGUUGAAACUGAACCUUGGACUCUCCUGUUGAAUUCAGCUCUCAGAUCGAAUCCACAAAGCCAUCUUAGAUAAGUGUUUGGAAGCAAAAUGGGUGAAUGGGGAUUUCUGUCCAAGCUACUGGAUAAGGUGCAGUCACACUCCACUGUCAUCGGGAAGGUAUGGAUGACCGUGCUCUUCGUCUUCAGGAUCAUGGUCAUCGGAGCUGGGGCGGAGAAAGUGUGGGGGGAUGAGCAGAGUAAAAUGGUGUGCAAUACCAAACAGCCGGGAUGUACCAAUGUGUGCUAUGAUCAAGCGUUCCCCAUUUCCCACAUCCGCUUCUGGACCAUGCAGAUCAUCUUUGUGUCCACUCCGACGCUCAUGUACCUCGGUCACGUCAUGCACAUCAUCCACAAGGAAAAGAAACUCAGGAGGUAUAUACAGAAGCAAGCUAACGGUCAGGGCUGCAAGCUGCCCAAAUACACCAACGAGAAGGGGAAAGUGGAAAUUAAAGGCGACUUAUUGGCUAGCUACUUGACCAGCGUGAUCUUUAAGAUCUUGCUUGAAGCCGCAUUUAUAGUAGGCCAGUACUAUCUGUACGGUUUCGUAAUGAUCCCUAAAGUUGUAUGCACUCGAUACCCUUGUCCCUACACUGUAGAGUGCUUCAUGUCUCGUCCCACUGAGAAAACGGUCUUCAUCAUCUUCAUGUUGGUCGUGUCUUGUGUGUCUUUGCUGCUGAACGUUAUUGAGAUGUUCUACCUGCUUUUCCAGAGAUCCAGAAGACGUAACAAACUGAGUGUAGGCUCUUAAGGAAUAUAUCUUCCUCUAAAUGGACAUAAUUGCAAAUCUUGUGACAACAAGAAGACAAAAGUUUCAUUAUUGUGAACACUGGCUUGUACGAGUUAACUCUAUGUAUUUAAAAAUUCCUUUCGCCUAGCCAUCAGUUGAUUUUAUAUUUUCGUACUGCAUAUUUCCGGGAAACUAGUCCGGCCUUGGUUUAAGACUUUGUUUACUUCACACUUUUGACUAAUUACAUGGACAAAUACAGAACAUAAAGACAUUUUCUCAUACAUAUGAUUUGGAAAUGUUUUAUUUGUAAGGAACGUGCCCUUGUAUUUGAAGCAAGCAUUUAAAUAAAUUAAUAAAUAAAAUGCAUUGACUCUAAAUAUAUUAUAUAUUUCAUUCAGCAUCCUAAGCACUAGUUGACUUCAGAAAUGUUGUAUUAGAGCCUCUGUACAAUAUUGACACAUAUUUUAUCAUAACGUGGUAGCUAUUAUACUGUAUGUGUAUGUACUCCUGUAACAAACCCUUUGACAGACUGUUUCAUAAACCUUAUUAUUUUAUUACUGUGCUGCAAUUUUAACAUGUAAAAUGAACAGAACGUGUGGACAUGAACAAGUGCACAAGGAAUUUUGUAACAGUCAAAUAAAAAUGUAAAAGCCUUCAAGAUGGAGGGCGUAGCAAUUUCUCACUAACAUGACGAUGCAUUUUUUUUUAACUCAUCAACUUCGAGAGAGAGAGAAAGAGAGAGAGAGAGAGAGACAGAGAGAGACAGAGAGAGAAGUGAGGGUGAGGAAGGAAUAGCUGCUUUAACAUAAGUGAUAACAAGAACUAACUUUUUUUUGUACAACAUUAAAUAUAACAAUAAACGGAUAAGAUGUGA